Molecule: messenger RNA, 2303 nt
Organism: Cajanus cajan (pigeon pea)
Lineage: Eukaryota; Viridiplantae; Streptophyta; Magnoliopsida; Fabales; Fabaceae
Product: ternary complex factor MIP1 leucine-zipper protein (Protein of unknown function, DUF547)
Source: RefSeq, a predicted model, not a curated record
GUAGCAGAAAAUGUCAUAAACCAUUUUAGUUCAGAUUUGGUUUUAUUAUGGUUUUCAUAUAACGUUGGUACUUGGAACAGCAUGAACAUUUACAUUGGUCCUUGGUUGAGGCACUGAGCUUAAAACUUCGUUUUUUUCUUCCUCCUCCUUCUACCGUGGGCUUCUCUUGCUUUGUUUUCACUCUGUUCGAUAUUUUUUAAUGCCAUGCAAAACAAAAAACCGUGUCUUCUUCUUAUUUUUUUUUUUAAACACAUAAGCCGGCAUUUGUGUUCCCGUGUCUUCCCUGUUUUCUCAGUUUCUUUCUCUGUGACUCUGUCUACAAACACUAGAUUGCAUUUUUUUCUGGGAAAGUGAUCAUAUACGAGGUGAAUACCAGAGCACACACUACUCUUCAGGCAAUGAAACCUCCUUUAAAUGAUGGCAAAGACAAGAUGGAAACUGGAGGGAGCAAGGCAAUGGUGGAUACGGAGAAAACCAUGAAAAUGGGGCGUCAAUCCAAUAGAGAAAGGAAAAUGGCUUUGAUACAAGAUGUUGAUAAGUUGAAGAGGAAACUAAGACAUGAAGAGAAUGUUCAUAGAGCGUUAGAAAGAGCAUUUGCAAGACCUUUGGGAUCCCUUCCUCGUCUUCCGCCUUAUCUCCCUCCACAUACACUAGAGCUUGUGGCUGAAGUAGCAGUAUUGGAGGAGGAGGUGGUUAGACUGGAAGAGCAAGUUGUGAAUUUCAGACAAGGUCUAUAUCAGGAAGCAGUCUACAUUUCCUCUAAGAGGAAUGCAGAAAAUUUGAGGGACUCAAUGGACCAGAACUCCAUCAGAAGCUCCAAACAUCAAAGAUCAAAAUCUUUGUCCCAAAGUGAGAUUAAUUCAACUACCAUGGCCAGGCCUCAGCUUUCUCUUGCUAGAAGUGCUUCUAGUAGAAAGCUGUUCUCUGACAUUGUCAUUGAUCACACUAGUAAGCUAGUGAACAGGAAACAAUUGCACAUAAAGCAAGAUUCGUUAUCAUCAAUCCCAGGAGAGGGAUGGCGAAAAGAGAAUCCACUGUUUUAUAGCCCUUUGAAGGACAAGCAAUCUCCACAAAAGAAAACAGCCAAAGUCAUUGCUCCAGUGAAUAAGUCUUCAAUCAAAAAACAAGAAUCAAUCGGGGGGAGAUUAGUAGAUCAAGAAAGACCACAGGGUUCCUCAAGUUUAUUAGUUGACAACGCAUCAGAAGUUGAUAGCACGCCCAACAGAAUUUCAGAGGAUAUUGUCAAGUGCUUGUGUAGAAUAUUUGUGAGAAUAGGCACAUUCAAGGACAAAUUAGGGGAAUCAAAAACGCCUUCCAGUUCUAAAUCUGCAUGCAGCAAGGAAAAUGAUCAGUUUUGUGAUCCAUAUGGUAUCUGUUCGAAAUCCAAAAUGAGGGAUAUUGGUACAUAUAGUAGUUUGUGUGAGAUUAAAGCCUCCAAUGUCGAUCUCAAUCGGGCAAGAAAUGUAGCGUUUUUGAUGCAUAGAUUAAAGAUCCUACUUGGGAAACUUGCCUCUGUGAACUUGAAGGGUCUUACUCAUCAGGCGAAACUUGCAUUUUGGAUAAACACUUACAAUUCCUGCAUGCUGAAUGCAUAUUUAGAGCACGGCAUACCUGAGAGUCCUGAAAUGGUUGUAGCAUUAAUGCACAAGGCAACAAUAAAAGUGGGGGGCCUGGGGCUCAAUGCAAUUACAAUAGAGCACUUCAUCUUGAGACUUCCUUAUCAUCUGAUGUUUACCUGCACAAAAGCUGCAAAAGAUGACGACAUGAAAGUGGGAAGAAUAUUUGGCUUGGAAUGGUCAGAGCCCUUGGUUACUUUUGCACUUUCCUGUGGAAGCUGGUCUUCACCUGCGGUGAGAGUAUUCACAGCAUCACAAGUUGAUAAUGAGUUAGAAGCAGCAAAGAGAGAUUAUUUAGAGGCAGCAGUUGGCAUUACAAAAAGAAACAAGUUAAUAAUUCCAAAAUUACUAGACUGGUAUUUACUUGACUUUGCAAAGGACUUGGAAUCUUUGUUGGAUUGGGUCUGCCUCCAACUACCCAAUGAACUGAGAAAGGAAGCACUUGAAUGCCUUGAAAGAAGGGGAAGACAGCCCCUACCGCAGCUGGUACAAAUGAUGCCUUAUGACUUCAGUUUUAGAUUGCUAUUACACCUAUAAGCUCGGGGAGAGGUACUGUUCAUCGCUCAACGUUUCACUCACCACAGAUUUUUGUAUAUGGAACAGGAGAAAUGCCAAGCGACAUUUUUCUUCUGAUAUAUUUAAUACCUUUUAUUUAUUUAUAAUAAUUACUAUAAAAUUUAUUUCUAA